CUCAAUCACACUUCGCUUUCUUUCCCCACCCCACAAGCCGCUUCAACGUUCUCAGCAAACAGAGCAAACCAGGGCGAGAGCAAGUACAACCCACCUGCCCCAGGGGAGGAGAGUGAACCUAGAGAGAGGGACGGCUAUGGGGGAGAUGGGAAGGAGCUCCAUACUGGUGCACAUUCUGGUGAUCGCCCUCUGCCUGACCGCCUUCGGCUUCGCCAUCGCCGCCGAGCGCCGCCGAAGCACGGGUUCAAUAGUUACGGACAGCUCCAAUACAACAUUUUGUGUUUAUGAUUCCGAUAUUGCUACUGGCUAUGGUGUUGGUGCUUUCCUGUUUCUUCUCUCAGGCCAGUCACUGCUUAUGGGUGUUACGAGAUGCAUGUGCUUUGGCACACCACUUGCACCAGGUGGAAGCAGAGCCUUUUCCAUUAUAUACUUUGCAUCUUCAUGGAUCACAUUUGCAAUUGCGGAGUCCUGCUUGAUUGCUGGAGCAACGAAGAACGCAUACCACACCAAGUAUAGAGAUAUGGUAUAUGCGGGUAACUGGACUUGCCAGUCUCUGCGCAAAGGAGUGUUUAUUGCCGGAGCAGUCUUCGUGGUGUUCACCAUGAUUCUAAACGUGUACUUCUACAUGUACUACACAAAGGCGACAAGCCAAGCUUCGAAAAAGAUCAGCAAGACAACCCCCAGUGUUGGCAUGGCUGGCUAUGCAUGAGGAACCUGAUAUGACUCGUCUGAUAAAAACCUAUCUCUAUUUGUGAUAUCUUCCGUAACAUUGCGGUGAGCGCUUUUAGUAGAAUCUGGGACAUAGUUUCUGGCAAAUGUACUCUUUUAAGGCGAUACUUCUUAGGAGGUAAGAAACGAGAACAAAUAUGGAUUGGCUAUUUGUAAUAUGCGCUGCUAGCUUUUGGAUGUCUUCAAUGCUUCAAAUUAAUCCAUUGUUAAUGUCGCCA
Molecule: messenger RNA, 947 nt
Organism: Phragmites australis (common reed)
Lineage: Eukaryota; Viridiplantae; Streptophyta; Magnoliopsida; Poales; Poaceae
Exons: 3
Coding region: 137-709 (190 amino acids)
Source: RefSeq, a predicted model, not a curated record